AUGGCAUCCCUCGAAGAAGGUACCAAGGUCGAUGACAAGGUCACUCUAUCUAGUUGCCAUGUAGAGCAAACAGAGCCCAAAAUCGAGAGACUUCAAUGUUCUGUGACUAGAGAAGAACAGGCACAGCUCAGGCAUUCUUUUGACCGACGCAUGUUGCCCAUCGUCUGCAUUCUAUACGUACUAUCAUAUCUCGACAGAGGAAACAUCGGCAAUGCCAAAACCGCUGGGGCGCAAGACGACCUUGGUCUGAGCAGUUCACAAUGGGCGUGGGCUUUGAACGCUUUCUAUAUUUGCUAUGUCCUCUUCGAAUGGACAGUUAUGUUUUGGAAGCUGCUGCCAGCUCAUAUCUAUGUCGCCGCACUCUGCUUCGGUUGGGGUGUUAUGGCAACAUGUGCAGGUGCUGUUCACAACUUGGCCGGACUAGUCGUGGUCCGAAGCAUUUUGGGCGUCUUCGAAGCCAGCUUUGGUGCCGGUGCCCCUUACUAUCUAUCACUUUUCUAUCAGAGGAGAGAACUGGCGAAGAGGGUCUCCAUUUUACUCGGGAUGUCACCUCUGGCAAAUUGCUUUGCCGGCGCUCUGGCAUAUGGAAUCACGCAAAUCAAACAUGGCAUUGAGCCGUGGAGAUGGCUCUUUAUCAUUGAGGGACUGCCGACUGUUCUUUUCUCCGUGGUUGUUUUCUUCUUCUUACCUGAUGGGCCAGGCCAAGCCAAAUUCCUUACCGAAGGUGAAAAAACCCUUGCUAUCGAGCGUCUACAGACCCAGGACCGCACAGCAAAAAACAAAGUCCAUUGGUCACAAUUCUUUGCCGGCCUGAGAGAUUACCGCAAUGUCGUUCAUACACUUAUCCACUUUAUGUGCAACUAUUCCUUCGCAGGGCUGUCCAACUUCUUGCCAACCAUUAUCAAAGAUAUGGGAUACUCCAGUGUUAAUGCUCAAGGUUUGACUGCCCCAGUAUACUUUGCAAGCUUCCUUCUCUGCGUUGCGGCCGCCAUCGUCAGCGACCGAUAUGGCAAGAGAGGCUUCAUUGUCGCCGGUGCGGCUACAGUCGGCUGCAUUGGUUAUCUUCUGCUAGCCGUCAUCGAAGACGAAACAAAGACUGGAGUCCGGUAUUUUGGUGUUUGGCUUGCUGUGUGUGGCGUCUUUCCGGCGUUGUGCAUAAAUAUUACCUGGCUGCUCAACAACAAUGGCGGUGACUCGAAACGUGGCGCUGGCUUGGCUAUCCUUGCUACAUUCGGGCAGUGUAGCUCGUUUUUGAGUAGCUCAGUGUUUCCAAAAUCGGAUGCUCCAUACUAUGUGAAGGGUUGCGCGAUCGGGUGCGGUUUCACGGGCGCUAUUGUUAUCCUCUCCCUCGGUCUUGUGAUUGCCUUACAUGCAGAAAACAAGAAUAAAGAUCGUAUUCAUGGCACAGUGGAUGAUUCGGUACAGUUUGAUAUCAGCGCUGAAGGUGACAAGCACCCACUAUUUAGGUAUCUGCUCUAA
Messenger RNA from Exophiala dermatitidis NIH/UT8656, 1479 nucleotides. Its product is annotated as retrograde regulation protein 2. Lineage: Eukaryota; Fungi; Ascomycota; Eurotiomycetes; Chaetothyriales; Herpotrichiellaceae. The transcript has 7 exons. Bases 1 to 1479 code for a protein of 492 amino acids. The record is from RefSeq and is a predicted model, not a curated record. Gene Ontology annotation, molecular function: transmembrane transporter activity. Gene Ontology annotation, biological process: transmembrane transport. Gene Ontology annotation, cellular component: membrane.